Chelonia mydas (Green sea turtle) is the source of this 3538-nucleotide messenger RNA. It is a transcript of the gene CABYR, whose product is annotated as calcium binding tyrosine phosphorylation regulated. Lineage: Eukaryota; Metazoa; Chordata; Testudines; Cheloniidae. Gene Ontology annotation, molecular function: calcium ion binding. Gene Ontology annotation, cellular component: sperm fibrous sheath; cytoplasm. Bases 19 to 1986 code for a protein of 655 amino acids. The transcript is spliced from 6 exons. Gene Ontology annotation, biological process: sperm capacitation. The record is from RefSeq and is a predicted model, not a curated record.
GACGUUGUGACUUCACAAAUGGAACUCCGUCACCUCCCCUGGCCCCGCCCACCACGACCCCCCACCUAUAAAAGGCCCCGCCUGCGGCGGACCCCUGUAGAGGAGGCUCCGGCAAGGGAGGCGGCGGCGGAGGAAGCGCAAAGUUGUGAGAGAGUGAUUUGUCGCCAGUCGACGAAGAUGCAUUCUUCAAAACCCAGGCUUGUUGUUCCAUAUGGCCUCAAGACUUUACUCGAGGGAGUGAGCAGAGCUGUUCUCAAAACCAGUCCAAGCAAUAUCACUGAGUUUGCAGCUCUCUACUUCAGAGAGCUAAUUGCAUUUAGAGAAGAAAAUCCUAAUUUGGAUAUAACAGACCUGGUUAGAGAAUUUCAUUUCACAAGAGUAGAGGGCUGGACUGAUAGAAUGCCAGAAAAGAGAGCUGACCUUGGAGACCAGUUUAUGCAAGAUAUAAGUGUGGUGUCUCCACUUUCUGAGGAACCAAAACGAAAGGAAAAAUCCACAGACACAGAGGAGGACCAGUUGCACGAAGGCCCUGAACCUGAAUACAGCAGCAAAACUACCCAAUACCCAUCGACUCACUGUGAACUUUUAGAAAAUGAACCAUCCCCUACGGGACCUGAACCAUCCCCUAAGGGACCUGAACUUGCCUAUGUCCCAGCCGAUCCUGCACAGCUUGCUGCACAGAUGUUAGGUAACACUGAUUCUGUUCAUUCUAUGAAGGAUGUGGGAACAAGUGUGCAGUCUCUUCCUGAACUGUCUCUGAGCUCAGAGAACACAACAGCUGCACCAGUAGAAGGUGCUGCUGAAGACGCUACACUUACCCCAGCCGCUGAGGGUUCUGCAGAGUCUGUUAGGCUGGAGUCAGCGGUUCAAAGUCAGGCCUCCGUUGUCCUAGGGCCCUCCAGCAGUCAGGCUGAACGAUCAACAAGUGACGUAGAUCAAGCUUCCUCAAACCCCUUGCAGGAUGAACCACCACCACCUGCUCCUCCACCACCUCCACCACCACCACCUCCUAAAGAUCCAUUAGAGGCUGUGCCUUCCCAAAGCGAAAUUGAGGUUACAUCAACCAUUCAGGCUAUGCCAAUACAUACUGACGAUGAGCCCGCUACUGAAGGAGAGGUUCCACCUUACGUAGAGCAGUUCCCGCAGCAAAUAGUAAUUCCCUUUUUAGAACAAGUAGCUUGUCUAAUAGAGAUUCAGCAGCCACUAAUGCCUUCACUAAAUGCAGGUCAGUUUACAUGCACUAAGCUCUUAGAUCCAUCUGCAGAUGAUGCAGAAUGUGACCCUGAAAGAAUGGAAACUACAGCGCAAAUGGCAUCAGCUGAGCAAGGUUUUAUUAUGUCAGCAAUGGCAACAACCGAAGCGGGACAACCACCACCAUAUUCUAAUGUGUGGACUCUCUAUUGUCUAACUGAUUUGAGCCAACAAGGUCGAAAGUCACCACCACCCCUUCCUCCUGCUGGAACUGGUGCUCCUUAUCCCCAAGCAACCCUCUAUAUAUCUAGUGGGAAGGAGCAACAACCGUUCCUACAACAGCAGCUGACACCACAAGGUCCACCACCACAAGUAUCCUCUCCAACUUAUGUGAUGAUGGAAGAAGGCAAGAGGGGAAAUGCACCACCUUUCAUAUUAGUGGGUUCUACAGUUCAGAAUGUACAGGACUGGAAGUCUAUUCCUGGCCAUGCUGUCCUUACACAGCAUGACACGAGUGCUGUGAGGAGAUUCACUACAGUACCUGUACCAGUUGCCAGGCCAGCAGAUCUGAAAAUGGCCACUCCAAACCCCAAUUUUAAUGCUGCACAAGAAACUGCUAGACCACCAACCCCCGUUUUUCUUUCAGUUGCCAUACCGUUAGACGAGGUAAUGUCCGCAAAGAGGGGUUCAGCAUCUGGUGAUAACCAAGCAGGCAUAAAUCCCUUUGCAGGAAGCUAUGGUAUAGCAGGAGAGAUUACAUUUACUUCUGGCCCGGUCCGCAGAGCAGACUCGUGAGAAGGCUAAGAGGAGAUGAUGUCAUGUGAACAGCCCAGGAUGGAAAUCUGCAUCUUAAAAUAAUAAAUUAACUUAAUACAAGCACUCAAAAUGAAUGCAAUCCAUUAGAAUGCCUUUUUUUGCAUUUCUCGAGUGUUGGCAGAAUACAAACAGAUUGUUGACGAGAAGUAGAUAAUGAAGCUUCCAAGGGGGGAAAACAUCCACCAGCAGCACAGGCAAUGUCAUUUAUAACCCAAAAGAAAAGAAUGCUUCCCCUCGGUGGCAGGGGCAUUUGGUUGUCUGAGGCCCCUGGAGCUGUUUAGCUAAUAGACAAGUGCACCAUGUAGUAUUUUUUAAACAUACAUCCAUAAGAAAACCACAGAAUAAAUUGAUUUCAAAUUAGUUCCACACAAUCCCUUUCCAGAGUAGAUCACUCCUUAUGCAACAGAUCUGUUCCUGGCAUAGAUUCAGAGUCAAAGCUGUGGACUUAAACUCAUUAAGCAAUGUCCUUAUACUUGGAAUGUCCCAAAACAAAGAAAUUACUGCUGGGGGUGUGGCACUAAUUCAACACUGUUCAUUUAUUAAGUGAGGGAGUCAAUGAGAUUAAGGGUUAAAAAAAAAAAUCUCACUAGACAGACAGCAGAUGCAGCCCUGUGCCAUACAAGAAACCAGUGCUCUAGGUGCUUUAGUUAAAAACCCAUUAUAAUGGACCUUAGAUUUGCCAUGGAAGACACAGUAUAGUUUUGCUAUAGCUUUGGAGUCUCAAGUUUAUUUCAGGUGUCAGUGGUCACUUGAGUGUCAUUUCUGGGGGAUUUUAAAUGUUUAGAGAAGAUGCUGAUUAAUUAUCCAGCAUCUUAAUCUUAAGAAAACUGCUUUGUGUUUGUAUCUAGAGCCCUAGUCUUUAUGCCUUGUGAGUUCCCUAGUGAUUGCUCCUCCUCUUGGUACCUGCUCUUCUUUUUAAAAUGUAGGAAGCAGCUAGUCAUCUCUGCCCCAGCUUGAAAAUAAAGGAAACCACUAGGAGAGGGGCUCUGGAGUAGAUACCAGCUUCUGGAUAAGAAACUUACCUGGGAGGUAUAUGCCACUGAAUAAUGGAUAGAAAUAGGGAAAGAAGCAAUCUCUUCAAAACACACAACAUUUGGAACUGAGUCCUUUCACUGGAUCUUAAUCAGUUUCAAAAAGCCCUAGGUCGGUGUUUGAGUCAAGGGUGUCACAUGAGGCUAGUGGGGUGGGGGACGAUUGGGAGAUAAAGUUUCCAGAAUAAUUUCAGGAUAGCAAAAUCCUUCAAAGUUUGAGACCAACUUUAGUAGAACAGAUUACUUGUAGUGAUGCAUGAGAACCCAGUAUGAUUCAGCUCCUGCAGUGAGAAAGUGUUUUCCUCAUUUGCUGAGCACAGUUCUUGCCAGGGAAAUCACUGCAACAACAUACUUUAUGAACACAGAACUGCAAGCUUUCAGACACUUCAGGCUAAAGCCACACUCAGCAGGAUGGCUUUAUAGGAGCAAAGCCCUCUACCUGUAUCAGCUGAUGCAACCCCUAGUAUUAAAAAAAAAUAAUGAAUCUGAGAAAUCAGAGC